AUGGUUUCCAUCCUCAGUUGGAAAAGGAACCACGCAGUGACUUGCACCCCUGUGGGACCCCAUUGCUCCCCCAAUCCUAGGGUCCGAGGAUGGCUCAUGCUGGAUUCUUACCUACCUACCUUUUUCCUGACGGUUGCGUAUCUGGUCUUCAUAUGGCUGGGUACCACAUUGAUGAAGAACAGACCUGCUUUCUCACUCAGGGGUCUCCUUAUCGUAUAUAACCUGGGAGUCACACUUCUUUCAUUUUACAUGCUUAUAGAGCUAAUUCUUGCCACUUGGGAAGGAGGCUAUAACUUGCAGUGCCAGAACCUUACAAGUGCGGGAGAAUCUGACGUCCGGGUGGCCAAGGUGUUGUGGUGGUAUUACUUUUCCAAAGUCAUUGAAUUUGCUGACACCAUUUUCUUUGUGUUACGGAAGAAAAACAGUCAAAUUACUUUCCUUCAUGUUUAUCAUCACGCCACCAUGUUUAACAUCUGGUGGUGUGUCAUGAACUGGAUACCUUGUGGUCAAAGUUUCUUUGGACCCACCUUGAACAGUUUUAUUCAUGUCCUCAUGUAUUCCUACUAUGGUUUGUCUGUGAUUCCAUCCAUGCACAAGUAUUUGUGGUGGAAGAAAUACCUCACACAAGCACAACUGAUUCAGUUUGUGCUCACAAUUACACACACGCUCAGUGCCGUUGUGAAACCAUGUGGCUUUCCCUUUGGUUGUCUGGUCUUCCAGUCCUCGUACAUGACAACGCUGGUCAUUCUGUUCAUUAACUUUUAUGUUAAGACAUAUCGGAAAAGACCUUCAAGGACGGAAUUGAAAGAUGUCUCUCCUGUGACAGAAAUCAAGAACGGGUACCACAAAGAGUACAUCAUGGCAGCUAACGGCACUCUGAACAAUAAAAAAGCGCAAUAAGUAGUAUACUUUAAUAAUACACUGUAGUCUACAAACUUCCUCCCAGAUUUUUUCCUAAAUGAGACCGAGGGCAAUCCUAAGUGGGUCUACUCAGAAGUAAGUCUCGUUUUAUUCACUGGGGCUUACUCCUAGGAAAGUGUUCUUAAGAGCCUGAGUUGAUCAUACAAUUGUGCAGCCGUAGGGCAACUUUGGUUUCAGUUUGGUUACAAGUAUCUUACUCCCAAAUGCUUAACUCAGCUGUUGUUUAAGGUUAAAAAGGCAACGUAGUUUUUAAUAUUUUGAUAAAAACCACCAGCAAAAUGAUGUUAGGGGUGGCUGCUAUUAUAAUCUUUAUCACUCAGUCAAAA
This is a messenger RNA of Sphaerodactylus townsendi, 1247 nucleotides long. RefSeq names its product ELOVL fatty acid elongase 2 (gene ELOVL2). NCBI's taxonomy places the organism in Eukaryota, Metazoa, Chordata, Lepidosauria, Squamata, Sphaerodactylidae. Gene Ontology annotation, cellular component: endoplasmic reticulum; endoplasmic reticulum membrane. Bases 1 to 900 code for a protein of 299 amino acids. Gene Ontology annotation, biological process: fatty acid elongation, saturated fatty acid; very long-chain fatty acid biosynthetic process; fatty acid elongation, polyunsaturated fatty acid. The record is from RefSeq and is a predicted model, not a curated record. The transcript has 7 exons. Gene Ontology annotation, molecular function: fatty acid elongase activity.